AUGAAUUCCCUGGAAUGGCGUCGCUUCGCUACAGAAGGUUUACGAAUGGAACCUAAAUUGGCUGUGGACGAUAUAUUGGAAGAAGCAAGGUGGGCCUGUGAACCUGGAGGCAUGGGAAUGGAGUAUGAUGUCCCUUUUGUUGAUGUUGUUACUCGGGGCAUAGGCGAGGGAGAAGUGGAUGAAGGGGUCUCUGAUCUAAACGAUGAAGUUGCCCAGAAGGCUGUGAAUGUGAGUAAUGUCUCCCUGUUGAAAACGGAUGGGCUUGCCCAUAGAGGGUACCAUGAGGUUGCGGGUACAGAUGAAAAGAUGAUGGUGAAUGGACGUUGUAGAUAUGAUGGUCAAAAGCAUUGUACUGAUUGCCAACGCCACCCCCUUGAAAGCAAUGUGCCCGUUGUGCAUUUAGACUGGCUGAAUGGAAAUGCUGCCCUUCCUGUGAUGAUUGCAGCUGUCCUAGUUCCUGCUGCUGCCGUAUUUCAUGGUCCAGCGGUGAUAGUUGGUCAGCGCGUUCAAUUGUAG
This is a messenger RNA of Lobosporangium transversale, 516 nucleotides long. RefSeq lists its product as hypothetical. Lineage: Eukaryota; Fungi; Mortierellomycota; Mortierellomycetes; Mortierellales; Mortierellaceae. The transcript has 5 exons. The record is from RefSeq and is a predicted model, not a curated record. Bases 1 to 516 code for a protein of 171 amino acids.